Paramacrobiotus metropolitanus is the source of this 2332-nucleotide messenger RNA. RefSeq lists its product as uncharacterized. The transcript has 6 exons. Bases 676 to 1461 code for a protein of 261 amino acids. The record is from RefSeq and is a predicted model, not a curated record. NCBI's taxonomy places the organism in Eukaryota, Metazoa, Tardigrada, Eutardigrada, Parachela, Macrobiotidae.
ACGUUCCGCUUGGUUUAAACGUUCUGGAACAGAACUCAGUAGGGUAGGUUUUAGAUCAAGAGCAUGUAGUAUAUCAAUAACUUUCAGCAUACGUAGUUACUCGUAUCAGCAGAAUUCUGCAGUGGUCAGUUCGCUAUGAAAUUCCCGUAAGCGUCCGACAGACAAACUUCCAAUACAGAGCCGGGUACAAGGAGAAGCUACGCGCGCUGCUCGAUGCUCUGUGUGAUGUGUGCGAUGCCCGAAAGAGGGAAAGUGCAGGGGGCGACCAUGACAGUGGUACAAGCCUAUCCGGCGAAUACAGUAUGGACUAUUAUGGUUAUACCCCUCCUAAUAGGAACUAUUGGCCCGGCCCGUGUCCGUGCCAGUUAGCCGACUGCCUGAGCCAUUCAACCGCCCCACCACCCCGCGCCUCUUCCCGCGUAAACACCAACGCCGCCGCCAAGAUCUGCACCAUCCCCAUCGCCAACAAUUCCCUGCAGUAUGCCGCAUCACCGCUUAAUGUACUACCGGCACUUUCCUCCAUGAACCCGGCUAAUCAGGCGCCCGGUUGGAACGCCUUCGGACCGGCCACGCCCCCACCGUAUGACGCCACUCCCAACGAGCAGCGACCGUCCCGAAUAACUUCCGUUGCCGGCACCGCCCAUUCGUAGCGGCUACCCGGGGCGGCAGGUGCCAAUGCGGCUGUCCAUGUACAGAGUACAGCGCACCAUGUACACUGUACAGUCCCAUGUAUUGCGCAGCUUAGUGGAGGCGCUGCGGACGGUCCCCUUUCGGUUAUUCCGGCACCUGUACAUCCUGAUCACGGUGGCGGGCGAGGGCAUGAAGCAGAUCCCCCUGCAGAUCGCCAAGAACAUGCAGGCCCGCCUUCCGCCCUACGUCCGCGAGAUCCCCAUGGAAAUGGCCAAGUCCGUGUCCGAGGCGCUGAACAUCCACUUCAACAGCUUGAGUCAGCAGGUCAAGGACACCGUCGAGCAGGUGCGCCAGCGGCCGGACCUCGGGGAGGCGGAACCAAGAAGAAAAUGUCGGGAUCUGCCAAAAUACUCCGCGCCUGGCAAAUUUUUGAGCCGAGCUACAACUGUGACCAAUCAUAGCUUUCGUUUUGUGCCGACAGCACGAUCAUUUUCGACUUCCGGUUGCAUUUUGCUCUGGAGCAAUCGCACUAGGCCCUUCACCAUCCCCAUCGCCAACAAUUCCCUGCAGUAUGCCACUUCGCCGCUCAACGUCUUGCCGUCGCUAUCCUCCAUGAACCCGGCUAAUCAGGCGCCGGGCUGGAACGCGUUUGGCUCGGCCACGCCACCGCCGUAUGGCGCUGCUCCCAACGACCAAUGGACGCCCGAGCAACGACCGCUGCAGGCACCGCCCCUUCGUAACGGCUACCCCGGAGCGGCCGGAUCUAUCUAUUGGCGAUCAGUGGUUAUUCGUGGUGGUACUGGUGUUUACCUGUUUAUCAGUGGAUUAUAAUCUGUGCAUAACGCGCUUUCUUAUCGCGCAUAGUCGUUCAGUACUGCAUAUGGGCAGUUUUUCCGGUGAUAUAUAAACCGCAAAAUUCCGUAAUAUUUUUUUAAUCAGAAGACUUUUUCUUCAGCAUUUAUUAUCCAUACAAUUUUGAUCUACAGCUAUUAUUUGAUCUAGUACUAAAGCAUUUGAUCUAGCUACAUUUUUUCCUAAAGAGUUGAAAAUGCGUGCUGUUAAAUUUGCGCUCAUGUCCGCCGUCGUUCUGGCUCUGGCCACCUCCACAGCAACCAUCGGUGUUCAGGAAGAACCGGCCGGUUUGGAUGUCAACACCCCUGGCGGCGCGGCUGGGGGUUACGUGAAUCCACUGGAGCUGGAGCACAUGAAAGUUCACUAUGUGUCGGUCCGCGCCAAACGUGAUUUGGGAGGUGUGCUCGAAUUGGCGGCGCAGGCGGGACAAAACUACGCCUGCGAGGAGCGGUGCUCCUGCGGAUGGGGAAGCUGCUGUCCCAGCGGAUAUGACGCCAGCUUCUGCUGCGACAAGGGCUACACCCACGUCUGCUGCAGCGGUUGCUGAGGGAAACAACUACUGACUACCACCAUAUACUCCAUAAUAUACUCGUAUCCGUAUGUAUUCGACGACGGAUGAAAGGCGAUUACCUUUCCAAAGGGCAAAUAUACCGUUUACAUGUUGUUCUUAGUUUACUUGCUUAAUGCAUUAUGCAUGACAUAUUUACUGUAGGAUGGUUCUGAACUACAUAUUCAGUUUUCCAUAAUUACGUAUACCGGUAAUAUCAAUAACACACACAAUAACAAUGUGGUAGUCAGUUUCGCCAUCGAGUUGCCUGCUUAUAUUUUAUUGUUAGUGUGUAGCAGUUGU